Molecule: messenger RNA, 3509 nt
Organism: Centropristis striata (black sea bass)
Lineage: Eukaryota; Metazoa; Chordata; Actinopteri; Perciformes; Serranidae
Gene: kbtbd3
Product: kelch repeat and BTB (POZ) domain containing 3
Exons: 9
Coding region: 816-2714 (632 amino acids)
Molecular function (GO): protein binding
Source: RefSeq, a predicted model, not a curated record
UAAAUUAAAAGUAUUAAAUGCUGUGGAAAUGGUUGCAGCAUUUAGUUUUAGUUUUUAUACUUCAGGGACCAUUUAAUGUACAGUUUGUAAAAGACAAAUAUUAUAAUUUUAAAAAACGACUGGGAUAUCUGCAGAGAAAAUACCAACACGCAUGAGCACCCUCUCACUGAGGUUUAACCACCAUAGGCUGGGAAAAGGCGACCAAUAGGAGAAAACUACAGUUCCCAGCAGCCAUUGCGCAUCCCCUGACGCAAACAAAGAACCACAUACAUGCACACUCAACUCGAGGGCUUUUAUACGCGAGAUAAACAUUAUCUGAUAAUUAUUAACAAAAAAGCACUUUAAGCUAGUAUGAUGUUACCGACAAGUAAGACCGCCAAUAAAGAACAAGCUGCCCGAGUCAUCGCGUGAUUUCACGCUUCCGGAAGUUGGACUGGGAUGAAAGAGAGAGAGAGAGCUGUCCGAGGUGCUGACACUGUGAGUAGUGCAUGUCCUGCUUCAGACUACAUACCUUCAUAUUUCACAUGUAUUUAUGCUACUUAUAUAUGUUUGACUUUUAACAGUAAUGCAUUAUCUAAGGUAGUGUGUUGGCUAAUAUCUGUAUGUUUAACUGAGUAUUUGUGUGACAAUACUGAAUUUGUUGGACACAAACUGUUCUCAGUAAUAUCUUCUUAUGUCUCUGUGCCUCUAAUUCUCAGACACUUACACAUAUACAAUUAAUAUAUGACAACAGGCUCAGACUCACUAUGUUAUGUGAAAAAGCACUAUGAUCUUUGAUUGCUUUCUUUCUAUUUAUAUUGUCAGAAUUUAGGAAGAUGGAUGAACCUCAAGAGUCAUCGUCCUGUAUCACCAACGCCCACAACUCCAGCAGCAGCCCCCCCAGUAGUAAACCUUCCCAAUGCAACGGUGUCCCAGAGUCCCGGACCUUGCUGCGGGUGCCUGAGUCACAUGGGCUUCAGCUGCUGGGCGUGCUCAGAUCUUUCAGGGAGCGAGGCUUGCUGUUUGACUUCACCAUUAAUGUCCAGGAACAGAGCUUUCCCUGUCAUCGCUGUGUUCUUGCCGCAUGCAGUGAUUUCUUCAGGGCCAUGUUUGAGGUGGAUAUGCGAGAGCGUGGUGAUGGUUCAGUGACUCUAGGUAACCAGUGUCCGGUGGCGGUGGCUUCUUUCCUGGACUUUGCCUAUUCUGGAGAGACACUCAUCACUGAUAGCAAUGUGGACAUGCUGUUCCAGCUUGCCUCUUUUCUGCAGGUGUCAGUCUUGUCCCAAGCAUGCAGCAACUUCCUGAUAGGAACCAUGGAUCUGUGUAACUGUUUGUCCCUCCUCUCCAUCGCUGAAGCCUACGGCUCGGCCUCCCUCCUCCAAAGUGCCAACGAAUUUGUGGUUCAGAACUUCUCUGAGCUUUCCAAAACCCAGGACUUUCUGGAUAUGCAGCUGAAUGUGUUGGAGGCGUGCCUAAGGUCAGAUUCUCUUAACGUGCCCAGUGAGGAGGCUGUGGUGGUGUCACUUCUAAGAUGGACAAGCCACGAUCUCUCUGGAAGGAAAAAGCUGUUGCCGGGCUUGUUAUCUCUGACCAGACUCCACCAUCUACCUGCAACUGCGCUGAAGACUCUCCGUGACUCAGAUGAUCUCCUCAGCGAUAAUGAGUCCUGUCUAGCCCUACUCUCCGAGGCUCAGAGCCGGCAGGAUCAGUACAGUGGCCUGCUCUCUGACGCCAGGCCAGCCUCAACACAGAGCUACAUCUACAUCCACAAGACGGAGGAGAACGGAGAGAUUCGUCACACCUUCUGCUACUGUCUGGAAAAAGACCAGUGGAAAGAGCUGGGGACAGGGCAGGGAGCAGGGACAGCCACUAUGCCAGACCCACCAGGGUCCUACCUGACCAGCUUUGCUGAGAAGAUGUUUGUGACAGGUGGUUGCAGAGGGAACUGUUGCCGGGCAAUCCGUCUCCAUGUGGCCGAGCCGUUCCAUGAUGCCACGGAUGAGGUUUGGUGCUUCUGUCCUGUGACCCUAACCUGCACACCUGCACCAUCAAUGCUGAAGCCCAGAACCACACACACAGCUGUAACCUGCCUGGAUCGAGUCUACGUCAUUGGAGGACGGGCCAAAGGAUCCAGAGGGGGAGCCCCCAGUCUGCUGGAGGUGGAGUAUUAUGACCCUCUGACCCAAGUCUGGUGCUCAGUCAGCCCGCUGCCCACUGCCAUCUUCUACCCUGAGGCCAGUGCUUGUGGCAGUGUAAUCUACACACUGGGGUCAGAGGUCGAGAUCACAGACUCUUUUAAUCCCUCACUGGACUGCUUCUACAGCUAUGAUGCCCAGCAGGACCAGUGGAGCCGCCUGGUGGCAGAGUUCGGCCAGUUCUUCCACGCUACACUGGUCAAGGCAGUGUCAAUUAAUAACACACUGCACCUUUGUGACCUGUCCACUUACAAGGUCUACAGUUUCUGUCCAGAGACCUGUGUCUGGAAGGGUGAAGGGUCAUUUGAGUGUGCUGGGUUCAAUGCUGGAGCAGUGGGCAUGAGAGACAGAAUCUACAUCCUGGGUGGAGACUAUUCGCCAGACGAGAUCACUGAUGAAGUUCAGGUGUACCACAGUGGGAGGAGUCAGUGGGAGGAAGUGGCUCCCAUGCCCAGAGCUCUCACCGAAUUUCACUGCCAGAUCAUCAGCUUCAACAGAUACAAAGACCCCUGGGGGGACACAACAGAUACACACUCAUGAACACACAUGAGCGGACUCAUACAUGUGUGUUACAUGAUGUAAGCAAGUACCCACGAGUGUCCUGUGUGCAUGACGGACAGCUGAGUGAGAGAACGACCAUCUUUGACUUACACCACAUCUCUCACAGAUCAUCAUUAUAACAUGAAGAGCACCUGACCCAGAUUAUUUUUUUAUUUAUUUUUAUUUAAAGAUUUAACUUUUUGUAGUUCAAAUCAAAAUGUGGUCCCUUCCAUGAAGGAACCCCAUUUAGAAGAAGAAUAUUUUAGAAAUCCUAUUUUAGUUGCUAAAUCUUUGUUUUCUGCUUUUUCUGUAUGUUUUAAAGAAAAAAUCACCCAAAGAAGAACUCACAGUAUCUGUACAUCUGUAAGUUAUCCCGUUGCUAUAAGAUAGGAAAGGAGACUUUCUAAUGUAACACUUUUGAGGCUCCGUUCAGACAGCCUUUUGGAGGAAUUCAGCGUCCUUUUCUCAAUAUUAAGGUGUGUUCACACCAAACAUCAAGCCAAUUUUUCGGGUGGUGUGAUCACAUACAAAGUCAGUGUAAAAACACAAGUAAAUACAGGAUUUGCAUCAUUUGCUUAGAGCAAUGCAAAUACAAUUUUGAACUCAAGUCAUAAAUUCUCCUGCAUAUUAUAGUCCUGAUUGAUCUGAACUCCAGUCAGAAAACAAGGAUUUCCAAAGUUGUUUUUGUCUUUUUGUCUCAUGGACAGACCUGACAAGCCUUAAUUCAGACUUUUUAGACAGACAUUCAUGGAAAAAAUGAUUAGAUCACCCUUGUUUUCUUCAAUUUCUUGUUCA